AGGCACUUACCCAAAACAAUCCCAAAAUAACGACGACCUCCAAAAAUGGCGCCCAAGAACAAAGGCGGAGACAAGAAAGGCAAGGGAAACGAUGGAGGUGAUAAAGGCGGCAAGGGAUUGAAACCAGCUACUUCGAUUAAUGUGCGGCAUAUUCUGUGCGAGAAACACUCCAAGAAGGAGGAGGCUCUGGAGAAGCUCCGCAAUGGGUCUAAGUUUGAUGACGUUGCUAGGGAGUUCUCGGAGGAUAAGGCGAGACAGGGUGGUUCUCUUGGCUGGAAGGUCCGGGGAAGUCUUGACGGCACAUUUGAGAAGGCAGCAUAUGAACUCGAGCCCAGUACGACGGCAAACCCGAAGUACGUGGAGGUGAAGACUGGAUUUGGAUACCAUAUUAUCAUGGUUGAGGGGCGGAAGUAAAGCAUAACUUCCAUAUGCAAAAAUUAAUCAUUCUAUCCGAAAGGGUAUUGAGACUAUUAAAUUGAGAUAAUACCAUGUUAAGACCGAACUACGAUAACGAGCCUCAUGAACCUAAUCAAAAGCGCUGUGAU
This is a messenger RNA of Aspergillus pseudotamarii, 545 nucleotides long. Its product is annotated as peptidylprolyl isomerase. Gene Ontology annotation, biological process: rRNA processing. Lineage: Eukaryota; Fungi; Ascomycota; Eurotiomycetes; Eurotiales; Aspergillaceae. The coding region runs from base 46 to 414 and encodes 122 amino acids. The transcript has 3 exons. The record is from RefSeq and is a predicted model, not a curated record. Gene Ontology annotation, molecular function: DNA binding; peptidyl-prolyl cis-trans isomerase activity.